AUGCAUACAAGAACAGCGAGAGCAUGCACAGCAUGUGUGCGAAACAUGUCGCGAACGCGCCAGCAAAUACGAACACCACGGUAUUAUUCGCGACGACAAUAUCAUCAUCUACACUCGGCAAACCGAUUAUUACCGCGGAGCACCUUGUCGCGGAGAGUGCUGGACCACGCGCAUACGAGUAAUACUGCGGUCUCCAGCCAUAUUAGGUGUUUUGCGACUGCGCAGGGUUCGCCAGAGACUGGGCCCAUGCAAGAGUAUGAGAGGCGGGUCGAGGCUGAUUUGCUGCGAGAUGAUGCGCACCAGCGGGCUAUUAUAGAGAACCUGCAGACCCUCCACGAUGCGCUCAAAUCAUAUACGCCUCCGGCAGUCGUGCACCCAUCGCCGGACGAGCUCGACCAAGAUAACAACAAACCAUCAUUUUGGAAAUCAGUCUUUGGCCGACGAAACGCGCAAAACGAGCAACAAGGGACCAGUGUACCAGAAAAUCUGCCCAGGGGACUGUACAUGUACGGCGAUGUCGGGUGUGGGAAAACCAUGCUAAUGGAUCUUUUCUACGAUACGAUACCGGCCAAUAUCCGCACAAAACAGCGGAUUCAUUUCCAUAAUUUCAUGCAAGGCGUGCACAGGCAGCUGCAUGCAACCAAAAAGGGCCGCGGAGCGCAGUUUGAUGCGCUGCCCAUGGUGGCUGCGGAUAUUGCCGAGUCGGCGAGUGUGCUGUGUUUUGAUGAGUUUCAGUGUACUGAUGUGGCGGAUGCGAUGAUUCUGCGAAGACUCCUCGAACUGCUCAUGUCGCACGGGGUGGUGAUGGUCACAACGUCGAACCGGCACCCCGACGAGCUAUACAAAAACGGCAUCCAGCGCGAGCAUUUCAUCCCCUGCAUCAAGCUGCUCCAAACAGCACUAGAAGUCAUCAACCUCAACUCGGAAACAGACUACCGCAAAAUCCCUCGCCCGCCUUCUGGUGUCUAUCAUCAUCCGCUCGACAACGCAGCCGCCCAACACGCCGACAAAUGGUUCGCAUACCUGGGCGACCCCCAACAGGAUCCGCCGCACCCGGCGACGCACGAGGUCUGGGGCCGCGAGAUUCAGGUUCCGUUGGCCAGUGGCCGUGCUGCGCGCUUCAGUUUUGAUCAGUUGCUUGGCCGGGCCACGGGCGCUGCCGACUAUCUUGAGCUGGUGAGGCAUUAUGAUGCAUUUAUUGUCACGGAUGUGCCUGGCAUGACGAUCCGCGAGCGCGAUCUGGCACGGAGGUUUAUCACGUUUAUUGACGCGGUGUAUGAAAGCAAGGCAAAACUGGUCCUAACCUGCGCCGUCCCACUCCAAAACGUCUUCAUGUCCGAAGACGAAAUGAAGAAAUCGUCUUCUUCUUCUUCAUCUGACGCAACAAGCGCUCUCCCCUCAGACAUGCGUAUGCUCAUGGACGAUCUGGGCCUGUCCAUGUCCGCGCUCAAAUCCACAUCAAUCUUCACGGGCGACGAAGAGCGCUUCGCCUUUGCGCGCGCGCUCUCGCGGCUCGCCGAGAUGGGUAGUCGGCAGUGGGUUGAGCGCGGGAUGGGCGCCAAGGAGGAGAUGGAGGCGUGGAAGAAGACGAGGAGUCGGUGGAGUGAAGAUAGCAUGUAA
This is a messenger RNA of Talaromyces rugulosus, 1620 nucleotides long. RefSeq lists its product as uncharacterized. The record is from RefSeq and is a predicted model, not a curated record. The transcript has 4 exons. NCBI's taxonomy places the organism in Eukaryota, Fungi, Ascomycota, Eurotiomycetes, Eurotiales, Trichocomaceae. Gene Ontology annotation, cellular component: mitochondrion; cytoplasm. Gene Ontology annotation, molecular function: ATP hydrolysis activity; ATP binding. The coding region runs from base 1 to 1620 and encodes 539 amino acids. Gene Ontology annotation, biological process: protein quality control for misfolded or incompletely synthesized proteins.